Sebastes umbrosus (honeycomb rockfish) is the source of this 2841-nucleotide messenger RNA. RefSeq names its product nuclear body protein SP140-like protein. The transcript is spliced from 16 exons. Gene Ontology annotation, biological process: humoral immune response; regulation of transcription by RNA polymerase II. The record is from RefSeq and is a predicted model, not a curated record. The coding region runs from base 388 to 2286 and encodes 632 amino acids. Gene Ontology annotation, molecular function: translation regulator activity; protein binding; DNA binding. Gene Ontology annotation, cellular component: nucleus; cytoplasm. NCBI's taxonomy places the organism in Eukaryota, Metazoa, Chordata, Actinopteri, Perciformes, Sebastidae.
GGGACCGGUCAGGAGGCCAGGAAGAGCCCACUGCUGCUGAGAAGAGGAACUGAUAAAGCAUUAGUAGGUAGAGCCACGAGAGAAACUUCUACUGGACAUGGAAACACUUCCUUCCGCUUAGUUUUAAAUCUGCUGCUGACAGUGAUUUCUGACACACUGCAGUGAACUUUGGUGCUCAUUAUUAGUUUGUGUGUUCAAAUCCUGUCGAGCAGCAGGACAGUUCAGUGCAAAGGGAAUCACUGCAUGAGAGAGAGGGAGCCUCUCUAAAAGCACUUCAUUUAGCGCCAUAGUUUAGAUGUAACAUCUGUAGGCAUCUGGAGCAGUCCUGGUCUCUCUCUGGGUGUGUUUUUGUGCAGAGACUCUCUGGGUUGAAGUCGCCCACCACCGAUGGACCCGAUGGACUGGCUGGAGAAGGACGAUCUGCUGCGGUUCUUCCACCGUCAUAAAACCGAGAUGUCCUUAAUGGAGAACCCGCACACGUUCCUCAACCAGCUGCGGGACCACGACCUGGUCCCAGAGGACCACUACAAGAAGGUGAGUCGUAUGAAGAGUAAAGACAACAUUAAGAACGGUCUUUAUGGGAUUCUGGACUGGUUGGAGAAAGAACGAUCAAAGAGCAUCAAAGAUUUCUGGAGGUGUGUCUUCAGGGAGCCCAUCCUGCACCAGUACCCAACCCUGCGAGAGCUGCGCAACAGUCUCAUGGACGGGUCUUUCCAUUUUGAGACACAAGAGCCCGAGACGGUGGAAACGGAAGAGACGGACGAGGGGAAAAGGAAGGAUCUUUCAGAUGACGAGGAGGGGGAGGAGAAUCAAGCGAGCUCAGUGAAAAAGAAGAUGAAACUGAGAAGUGAAAAGAGCGUGUGCGAUGAUGAGGAAGAGCAGGCCGGUCCAUCAUCUCGCUCGUCUCCAAGGAAAAAGUCCAAAAAAAUAUCCUUCUCCUCUCCACUGAAGAAGGGAGAGAAGAACGACAUUUGGACCUGGACCAUGUUUAAGCACCAGCUCCCUGUGACCUGUGGACAAAAGGAGGGGUCACUGAACAGAGACAGACUGGCUAAAGGGGAGAAGUGCAUUGCGGUCGGGAAACAGUGGUUUACUCCCAAUGAAUUUCAGACGUUUGCGGGAAGGAAGAGCUGCAAGAACUGGAAGUGGAGCAUUCGAUGUCAGGGCAUCUCCCUGGGAAAACUUAUAAAGGAAGGUCACCUGAAAGCAGCAAAUUACAAGAGAGGGUGUAAAAAGGCCAAGAAAUCACUGUUCCCUUCUGGUGAUGUAGUUACAGUGUCUGAGGAAGAAGAAGAUAAAGAUGAAGAUGAAGAUGAGGACUGUGAUCAGGACAAGGAAGACCAGGUUUCCUCAAGCAGCAAAGAAAGUUCCACGGCUGUCGCAGAUGAAGAAGGAGAGGAACAGCCUGAGCAGCAGCCACAAGCCAGCAGUGACAGCGGCAGGAAGGUGUUCAAAGUCACAUGUGGAGCUUUAGCAGGGACCUUACACAAGAAACGAUUUGCAUCAGGCACUCGUGGGAAGAGUAUUCGUACUGAGACGAGCUGGAUGAGCCCGGAGGAGUUCAUCAAGAAGGCGUCAUGUCCGACAGAUGCCUCCUGGAGGAAAGACAUCAAGUACGAAGGGGAACCACUCAGUGUCCUCUUAGAGGCGAACAUCUUGAGUAUCGACUCACUGCUGUGUACCUGCAGAAAUUGCAAUCCAAGUGUUACCGACCUGGAGAGUCAGAAAAACGAUGACGAGUGCAGCAUCUGUAAAAUUGAAGAAGAAGAAGAAGAAGAGUUGGUGGUGUGCGAUUACUGCCCUCGCUCCUUCCACCAGAAAUGUCAUCUGCCUCAUGUAGAAGACACCAUUUUAGGGGACGAUAGUAUAUGGAUGUGUACGUUCUGUGUAUUCAGAACCUCCCGAGAGUGGCUUCACUGGGACGAGCUGGAAAGAGAAGCGGUCAUGUCUCGCCAAAUAUCCCAACAUGCUGGCAUGCUGCAAUGCCAGUAUCUCCUUCUGUAUCUGUCCAGCGCUGAUGAGGAACAAAUAUUUGCUUCAAACCCAUGCCUCUAUUUGCAGAACUACUCCAUGGUGAUCAAGACUCCGAUGUGGCUGGUUAACAUAGCAGACAAACUCCAGGAGCAACUCUACAAGACCGUUGGAGAGUUUGUGUCCGACGUCCAGCUUAUUUUCACCAACUGUGCUUCAUACAACCGAGACAAUGCUGAAUACCUCGCAGCCGGCAACAGACUGAAGGAGUUAUUUGACGGAGAAAUGAAGAGUGUGUUCAACAUCAGUGAAUAGAUAAACAGUGCUCAGUUUUCACACUCAGUAGGUACUGGGAAAAGGUUAGACAUGUGUAAGUAUCCCUUUUGACAUUUACCUCAUAUCUGGUUAAAAUAUUCCAAAAGAAAUAAUUGCUAAUCAAGAGAAGUUAAGAGACUUUUACUUUAAUUAUGACAACACAUUUCAAUAUUGUAUAAUUAUACUACAAUGCAUUAAAAAACAGAUUUUUCCUAUUAUUUAUCUGGUUUACUCACAGAGGGUGCGGUAUAACAAACUACUUGCAACUUUCUUUUUCAGUGUUAUAUAAUAGUUUUUCCUCAAUACAAGAAUUUUUACAAUGUGUGAUGAGGGUUUCAAAUGUAUGUAUUAUGAAUGUAUGUAUUGCAAAAGUCAGUAUUUGACUUUGUAUUGGUCUAAAGCAGUUUUCCAUCAUGCAAUAUAUCCAACAGGAUCUCCAUGUCACCACACAGUAUUUAAAGUACAAUUCAUUUGCGCUCUAUCUUUUUGUUUCGAUCCCUCUGACCUGUUGAUUGUGGACGUCUGUUUUUAAAAUAAAUUUAAAACAAAUACAAA